Molecule: messenger RNA, 3175 nt
Organism: Drosophila obscura
Lineage: Eukaryota; Metazoa; Arthropoda; Insecta; Diptera; Drosophilidae
Gene: side
Product: B-cell receptor CD22
Exons: 16
Coding region: 18-3035 (1005 amino acids)
Molecular function (GO): protein binding
Source: RefSeq, a predicted model, not a curated record
UGUGGCUGCGAAUUCGAAUGUCGUUGGCGGACAAUGGCAGAACGAUUUGGGUUGUCGGCUGGAUGUUGACACUGUUGAUUUGCCUGCAGCUGAACGGGGCGGCGCUGGCGGACGAGGAGUCGCAGGAUUUUCAAAAGAACAUACCCGCCCGAUUGGUAUGGGCCGCCCUGGGCAAGACGGUGGAGCUGCCCUGCGACCUGACACCACCCACGCCCCAGGACUCGGUGAAGCUGCUGCUUUGGUUCAAGGACACCACCGGCAUACCAUUGUACAGCCUGGACUCGCGUAGCGGAAAUGUGAAAUUGGCCCCACAUGCGGCCAUAGCUAGCGAUCUGGGGCAGCGUCUUUUCUUCAGCAUCGGCGAUAAUCCCAAGGAUUCCCGCCUGCAGAUAAACGACGUUAAGCCCGAGGAUGGCGGCGUCUACCGCUGUCGCAUUGAUUUCUUCAACUCGCCGACGCGCAACUUCAGGCACAACCUGACCCUAGUGUUGCCGCCCGAGGAGCCGCGCAUCUUCGAUGCUCAGGGCAAGGAGAUAUCACAGCUGGCGGGGCCGUUCCGCGAGGGCUACGAGCUCUUUCUCUGCUGCCAAGUGAGGGGAGGUCGUCCUCCGCCCAAGGUCACCUGGUGGCGCGACGACACCGAGCUAAUCGGCACCAGCCACACAUCCGUGGAGGAGGGCGCCACCGUGAUGGUUAAUCAGCUGCUGAUUGGCACCACCACCCGCGACUUUUACGGCGCACGCAUCGAGUGCCGGGCUCAAGGCACCCGCCUGGUCGAUCCCGUCCGGAAGGAUGUCACCGUGCAGGUUCACCUGAAACCCGUUCGCGUGAAGAUCGUCACACCGAAUGAUCUGCUGACCGCCGGCCAUCCCGUGCCCAUUCGCUGCGAGUCCUGGGGCUCGUAUCCGGCGGCCAAGAUUGCCUGGCUGCUGGACGGCGAGUCCAUACGCAAUGCCGACGUUACUGUGCACAGCGACAAGGAGGAUGGCAACAUCACGACCAGCAUUCUGACGCUGAAGGUGACGUCGGAGAACGACAAUGCCGAGCUGACGUGUCGCGCCACGAAUCCUUGGUUCUCCGGUGGCGCCAUCGAGGACAAGCGUAUCAUACGUGUGGCAUAUCCACCCACCGUGUCGGUGCACUUGGCCAACGAGGAUCCCAGUCGUGUGGUGACGCGCUCCGAGGGCCAGAAUGUCACGUUCAAAUGCCGUGCGGAUGCCAGGCCUCCGGUUACCAGCUACUCCUGGUUCAAGAAUGGCAUGCGUAUGUCGGGCGAGAGCACGGACAUAAUGCACUUGACGCAGCUGGAGCGGGAGAGUGCGGGUGCAUAUGCGUGCGGGGCCACCAACACGGAGGGCGAGACGCGCAGCUCAAGUCUCACGCUGAGAUUGCAGUUCUCCCCGCGCUGUAAGCCCGGCACUGAGCAAACAUCCAUUGGAGCCAUCAACAUGCACUCGAUACAGGUCAAAUGCGAGGUGGAUGCCGAUCCACCGGAUUCGGUUCGAUUCAGCUGGACCUACAACAACACCCGCAACGUGUCCCCGGUGCUCAACUCGAGGAUACAAUCGAAUGGACUGGCCAGCACGGUGACGUAUCUGCCGCAAACCGACUCCGAGUUAAUAACGCUUGCCUGCUGGGCCAGCAAUGCGGUGGGCCGCCAGACGACGCCCUGUCUGGUGCACAUUCUCCCUGCAAAUACUCCGGAGGCACCCAAAGCCUGCGAACUGCGCAACGACACCAUCCUGGAGGUGGUCUGUGUGGCUGGCAGCGAUGGCGGCCUCUCGCAAUACUUCAUGCUCGAAGUUGUGGGCGGAGAUCUGCUGUACUCCAGCGACUCGGCGUCGCAGGGCCCCAGCCAGGGCCGUGGACAAUUUGGCGAGGCCGUUGGCCUGGGCGACAAUGAGAUAUCCACGCUGAACGAUCAGGCGACAUCUGCACCCAUCUUUCGCAUGCAGGAGAACAGUCCACAGUUUCGUUUGAAUAAUUUAGAGCCGGGACGUGAAUAUCAAUUUUUAGUUUAUGCCGUCAACGCCAAAGGAAAAAGCGAACCGCCGGUGGUGAUUGAGCGCGUACGCGUGGCCGCACAACUGGGACCAUAUGAUGAAUCCAGCGACCCCAGGGAGGACCCCACGCCCGCUGAAACCACGCAUCAUGGUGGCACUGGUCCGGGGGGCAGCAGCAGUGCCGGAGGCGUGGGCACCGGCGCCAGCAUAGGCAACGGGCCGGAGAAGCAGUCCACGCUCCUGAUACUCGCCGCCACCGUUGUGAUAGGCGCCGUCAUUGUGACGUCAAUUAUCGUGGCCGGCAUCGUCGUCGUCUGCCGGCACAGGCCGCGGCCACCUGAGCCGCAGGAGGUGCGCAAGAGCAUGCGGCCGGCGCGGAACGAUGUGCCCAGCAUGUACAUCGAGGAGGACGAGCUGAAUGAGCUGGAGGAAGGCGGCGGUCGAGCGGCUGAGAUCCGAGCGCGCGUCACACCCGUUACCUCGCACAUGUGCGGCGGCGGUGUUGGCGGCGGCGGCGGCGGCGGCGGAGGAAUACCAGGCGUCGGCUCGAGUGGCGGUGGCAUUGUGGGCGUGGCCGGACCACAUCACUACAUCUCGGAGAGCUUCAUCCAAUACGCGCAGCCCAGUCUAAACGGCGAUGUGCUACUACCUUUGCUUGUAACGUCCAGCCAGCCGGGCAGCAGCGGCUACCGCCUCGCCUCACCCGUCUCUACCGUGACCGUGCCCCAGUCCCAGCUUCAGCAAGUUGCUACAGCAGCUAUUGCUACUACUGUUGCUGGGAUGGGCAGUGGGAGGGACUCUGCCUGGCCGCCCAAAUGUAUGCAAAGUAAAUUUUAUGUAACUAAAUCUGUGCAGCAGGCUGAAAGGCAACAGCCCCCACUCAAACAGAAACUUGCCCAGACACAGAACCCGAACCAGACCCAGGAACAGAAACAGAAACAGAAACAGGAACAGAAACAGCACCAGAAACAGAAACAAGUGCAGUUGCCACUGCAACUUCAGGCCCGAACACAGAUGGGCUGCCAUGUCUAAGCCAAGCUGCUGUCCGCUUGGAGCAUUCGCUGUCGACAAGAGCUGGAGCUGAAUCCCAAAAAUAUAUUUAAUGAACCAUUCCAGAGACCAUGGCAUAGCAUUUUUGCUUCAUUUCACAUUUUAAUUUGUCGUCCAUUUAU